Nerophis lumbriciformis (worm pipefish) is the source of this 1512-nucleotide messenger RNA. NCBI's taxonomy places the organism in Eukaryota, Metazoa, Chordata, Actinopteri, Syngnathiformes, Syngnathidae. The record is from RefSeq and is a predicted model, not a curated record.
AUGGCUAUCUGCUUCAAACGGCGCGGUGUGCUGGCCGGGCUGGCACUGCUUUGGGCGCUCGACCCUGCCGCCCCGCUAGGGGCCAAUGCGGUCCAAGCCAGCGCGGCACAAACCAAGCCGGUCCAGGCCAGCGCGGUGCCGGCCAGCCUGACCGCGGCGAUCAACACCAAGGUCAGCGCGGCGCGAAAGGUAGCGCCGGCCCUGGGGGUCCACGUCGUGCGGGUUGCCGAUGGCGCCCACGUCUACGGCUUCCGGGCCGACGAACGGCGCAUCGCCGCCUCCAACACCAAGCUGUUCACCUCGGCGGCGGCCCUCGACCGCCUCGGACCGGGGUAUUUCUUCGAGACCGAGGUGCUGUUGCGAGGCCGGCUGUCGGGCGUCGCACUCGAGGGCGAUCUGGCGAUCGUCGGCGGAGGCGAUCCCAAUCUGUCGGGACGGCACUACGCUGGCGAUUCGUUCGGCGCCUUCCGCGAGUGGGCACGGGCACUGAAGGAUCUGGGGGUCCAGCGAAUCACCGGCGACCUCUACCUGAUCCACGGUUUCUUCGACCGUCAGUACCACCACCCCGACUGGAAGCGCUCGCAACACGACCGCUGGUAUCAAGCACCGGUGGCCUCGCUGGCCUUCAACGACAGCUGUACCCUGGCCAAAGUGCAUCCGGGGUCGCAUCCGGGCGCCAAGGCGCAGGUCGAGCUGGUGCCGCCCUUGGGGCUCUAUCCGAUCGAUUCGACCGCCGUGACCAGUUCCAGCGGUCGGUCGGUCAGUGUCGGUCGGGUUGCUGGCCAGAAACGCAUCGCGGUGGCCGGGCGUAUCGGCACCGGUUCGUUGUCUUAUGACGAGUGGGUGGCGGUGCCAGAUCCCUUGGAGUACUUCGGCGUCGCUCUGAUCCACGCUCUGAGUGAAGAAGGCAUCUACCUCGAUGGCCGCUUGCUGCUCACCCCCGAAGUGCCGGCCGAUCGUUGGCGCCGCCUGCUGACUCACCGCACCGACCUGCUGACCACGCUCGAGAUCGUCAACAAGCGGAGUCAGAACUUCUACGCCGAGAGCGUUUUCAAGACCUUGGGCAAGAAGACCUGUGACGACGGCACUUGGGAGGGCGGUCAGCGGGCGGUCGAGGAGUUCCUCACCGGGGUCGGCCUGGCGCCGGGUAGCUACCAGAUGGCCGAUGGCUCGGGCAUGAGCCGCGGCAAUCGCUUCGCGCCGCGCCAGGUCACCACCCUGCUGCGCUACAUGCACAACGAACACGUCUGGGGCCAGGAAUACCUGCGCACCCUGCCCUACAGUGGUGAACGCGGUUUGCGCUGGGCGCGCCGUCUGGCCAAGCCGCCUUACCGUGGCAACGUAUUCGCCAAGACCGGCACCCUGAGCGGGGUCUCGGCCCUAUCGGGCUUUGCCAAGGGGCGCUCCGGCGAGCUUUACGUGUUCUCGAUCCUGAUGAACUCGUCGCGCUCCGAUUGGCAGGCCCGCGCUGCUCAAGACCGCAUCGUCGAAGCACUGAUCGACGGCGGCUGA